Exophiala aquamarina CBS 119918 is the source of this 1392-nucleotide messenger RNA. RefSeq lists its product as uncharacterized. Gene Ontology annotation, biological process: carbohydrate catabolic process; fungal-type cell wall biogenesis. Gene Ontology annotation, molecular function: mannan endo-1,6-alpha-mannosidase activity. The record is from RefSeq and is a predicted model, not a curated record. The transcript has 3 exons. Bases 1 to 1392 code for a protein of 463 amino acids. NCBI's taxonomy places the organism in Eukaryota, Fungi, Ascomycota, Eurotiomycetes, Chaetothyriales, Herpotrichiellaceae.
AUGCAUCGCCUACUCUUGACCGCUUUAAUCCCUCUCGCGCAAGCGAUCGAUCUGCAACUCGACUCCCCAUCGUCGGUCAAAGAUGUCACCUCCAAGAUUGCCAAUGAUAUGAUGACCUUUUACACCGGUGACGAGCCGGGUCAGAUACCCGGUCUCCUACCUGGCUCACUUGACUGUAACCCUUCACAACCCGAUAACUAUUGUUGGUGGCAGGCUGGUGCCAUGUGGGGUGCAUUGAUCAAUUACUGGCAGUAUACUGGAGAUGAAAGUCACAAUGCAGAUGUGCGGCAAUCAAUACUCCAUCAACGCGGACCACAGGACAACUUCAAUCCACCAAACCAUAGUCGCAGUAUGGGCAUAGACGACCAGGCAUUCUGGGCAUUUACCGCGCUGGACGCCGUGGAGGCAAACUUCCCAGAGGAAGAAGGCGCCCCAAGUUGGUUGAGCCUCGCACAGGGGCUGUACAAUUUCCAGAUGAACCUGUGGGAUCCGAAUUCAUGUGGCGGUGGUUUCAGGUGGCAAGUCGUGCCUUUAAAUCAGGGUUAUAAUCUUAAGAAUAUGAUUUCAAAUGGCGGCAACUUCCAGGUCGCGGCACGACUUGCUUACAUCACCGGGAAUGAAACUUACGGUGACUGGGCUACAAUGGUCUGGGACUGGAUGGCGGGCUCCGCGAUGUUUGAACGCAGUGAAGGCAUCCUUUACAUCUGGGAUAACUUGGAUGCCGACAUGGAUUGCAAGGGCGAAGGUGCUCUUAAGCGCCUCAUCUGGAGCUACAACUAUGGUGUUCUUCUAGGCGGCGCAGCCUAUAUGUACAACUAUACGGACGGAGACCCUCAAUGGCUAGACCGGGUCGAGGAAAUCCUCGAAAGUGCCUUUCAAUUGUACUUCCCUGCCGAAUUCGGUGGAAAUAUUAUGGUGGAGUUCCACUGUGAGAAGGAGGGAAUAUGCAAUCAGGAUCAGAAGAGUUUCAAGGCAUAUUUGUCCAGGUGGAUGGUGGUCACGGCAUUGCUCGUCCCAGGCACCUAUGACCGGAUCAUGCCGAAGCUACGAGAAAGCGCGAUCGGCGCAGCAAGGCAGUGCAAGGGAGGAGAGUCAGGGAACAUGUGCUCUGCGCAAUGGUGGACGGAUGUACCCACCGGUAGAACGGGAGUUGGUGAGCAGAUGACUGCACUCGCCGUCAUCGGCUCCACCUUGAUCAAUUUCGGCAUGGCUCCCUUAACUCAGGCUUCAGGAGCUAAAUCCGAGAGCGAUCCCGAUGCCGGGGUAGAGGAAAACCCCACUGCCAGUCCACUUAAACCAAUCACAGCUGGGGACCGGGCAGGUGCAGCUAUUUUCACGAUCUUAAUUACAGUCUUUCUGGUGGGCGGUGCAUUUUGGCUUGUUUGGGAUUAG